Molecule: messenger RNA, 5771 nt
Organism: Micropterus dolomieu (smallmouth bass)
Lineage: Eukaryota; Metazoa; Chordata; Actinopteri; Centrarchiformes; Centrarchidae
Product: zinc finger protein 658B-like
Exons: 5
Coding region: 328-2265 (645 amino acids)
Biological process (GO): central nervous system development; regulation of transcription by RNA polymerase II
Cellular component (GO): nucleus
Molecular function (GO): RNA polymerase II cis-regulatory region sequence-specific DNA binding; DNA-binding transcription factor activity, RNA polymerase II-specific
Source: RefSeq, a predicted model, not a curated record
AGAUGGCGCCGGCCAGCUCCGCUAAUUUUAUACACAGUCUAUGAUCCUCCGUCUCUGAGAGGGAGACACGUGAGGACGAAGGACUUUUAUCCACCACACGGGACGUCCUCCCAGCUGCAGAAAUCACCGAGUGUCCGUUUCAGACGGCUGAUGCUGCUGCUCCAAUACUGAUCCCAGAUCUGUGUCAGGGACAGAAGAGCUUCCAUGAUCCCGCGAGAUCGCGAGAACACGGAGCUCCACGAGGUCCCGCAGCGCUCCUGAAUCUGAAGAGCUCCGACAGUCCCAGAGGAGACCUGCUGGAUCUCAGAGACCAGGACCAAGAGCGGGAUGGAGGAGGACAACCAGGACCCGGAGCCCCGGAGCAACAACGUCCCCGGAGGACAAACAGCAGGCUCGAGCUCUGAUAGCACCGAUGUUCAGAAACAGAGAGGAAGAGACGGACUCAAACGUCACCACUGUCAACACUGUGAAAAAUCCUUCACAAGAUCUGGAUCUUUAAAGAUUCAUCAGAGACUUCACACUGGACAGAAACCGUACAGCUGUGACCAGUGUGGGAAAACUUUCACUAGAUCAGAUGACCUGAAAAUACACCAACAUGUUCACACUGGAGAGAAACCUUACUGGUGUGACCAAUGUGGGAAGACUUACACUAAAUUAAAUAAACUGAUAAUCCACCAACGUGUUCACACUGGAGAGAAUCCAUACAGCUGUGACCAGUGUGAGAAAGCUUUCACCUCAUCAGAUAAACUGAAACUCCACCAACGUGUUCACACUGGAGAGAAACCUUACUGUUGUGACCAGUGUGGGAAAGCUUUCACUAUAUCAGGUGGACUUAGAAAACAUCAACGCAUUCACACUGGAGAGAAACCGUACCACUGUGACCAAUGUGGGAAAGCUUUCACUUGCUCAGGUAUACUAAAAGUUCACCAACGUGUUCACACUGGAGAGAAACCUUACUGGUGUGACCAGUGUGGGAAGGCUUUCGCUACAGCAGGUGGACUUCAAAAACAUCAACGAAUUCACACCGGAGAGAAACCGUACCACUGUAACGAAUGUGGGAAAGCUUUCACUACCUCAGGUGUACUACAAGUCCACCAACGUGUUCACACUGGGGUGAAACCUUACUGGUGUGAACAAUGUGGGAAAGCUUUUACUACAUCGGGUGACCUAAAAAUCCACGAACGUGUUCACACGGGCUUGAAACCUUACUGUUGUGACCAAUGUGGGAAAGCUUUUUCUCAGAGAGGUUCCCUUAAACGCCACAAAUGCAGUCACACUGCUUCGUUAGCUCCGACAGUCACAGAGGAGACCUGCUGGAUCUCAGAGACCAGGACCAAGAGCGGGAUGGAGGAGGACAACCAGGACCCGGAGCCCCGGAGCAACAACGUCCCCGGAGGACAAACAGCAGGCUCGAGCUCUGAUAGCACCGAUGUUCAGAGCCAAGUCUGCCGGAAAGGAACAAAACGCAGAACACGGCGAACCACGAGUUCCUGCAGCGCUCCGACAGUCCCAGAGGAGACCUGCUGGAUCUCAGAGACCAGGACCAAGAGCGGGAUGGAGGAGGACAACCAGGACCCGGAGCCCCGGAGCAACAACGUCCCCGGAGGACAAACAGCAGGCUCGAGCUCUGAUAGCACCGAUGUUCAGAAACGCAGCAGAAAAGAGGGACUCAAACAUCACCAAUGUCAGUACUGUGACAAAUCCUUCAAAACAUCUGGAUCUUUAAAAAUUCAUGAGAGAGUUCACACUGGAGAGAAACCGUACAGCUGUGACCUAUGUGGGAGAGCUUUCACUCAGUCGUUUCACCUUAAAAUCCACAAACGUGUUCACACUGGAGAGAAGCCGUACAUUUGUGACCAGUGUGGGAAAGCUUUCUCUAAUUUGGUUAAACAAAAAAUCCACAAACGUGUUCACACUGGAGAGAAACCAUACAGCUGUGACCAGUGCAGGAAAGCUUUCUAUACAUCAAGUGACCUACAAAGGCACCAACGUGUUCACAGUGGAGAGAAACCGUACAGCUGUGACCAGUGUGGGAGAUGUUUUUCUCAAUCCGGUUCCCUUGAAACCCACCAACGUGUUCACACUGGAGAGAAACCGUACUGGUGUGACCAAUGUGCGAAAGCUUUCUCUACAUCAAGUUCCCUAGAAAUUCACAGACGUAUUCACACCGGAGAGAAACCGUACUGGUGUGAACAAUGUGGGAAAAUGUUUGCACGAAGUAGUAACCUUAAAGUCCACCAACGCAUUCACGGCGUUUCGCUUUGAACAUGUUCAGAGCGAAGUGAGCCGUUUCCUCCUGCCUCGUCCUCGUGCCCUGAUAGCUGCCUUGUUAUAUUCUGAACUUCUCUCCAAACAAGGAUAGAAAACAGUAACUUUAACGCUGAGCAGCAUGUAUGUCUUUGUGCCUGCAACUCCAUACUGUGUUUUGUGAGUCUGGCCUCAAGGCACCUUCUCAUUAGCUGUAAGCUAAAUUCCUGUGUGCCAGUUAAAGUAUAGUAGUGUGUAGUGAGAGUCUGUAACGCUCCUGUUUGAACCAGAUUUGGGCAAGGGUUCAGCUUACCACCGAUACAACUUACACUUUGUUAGCUAUUUGUUGUAUUAGGUUCACUAGGUUUAAGGGUGCUGCGCUCCCUGUGUUUUGUUAAACAAUGGCUAGAGAGGUUUUUGGUUUUACUUUUGUUUGUAGUUAGUAAUCCCUUGAGUUUAAAAGGGAUCUCUUUUUGUUAUGUUUCGUUCUUUGGUUUACGCAACACCCACUUGCCCGGUUUCUGUUAUGCCUUUUGUUUUCCUCUGUUUUAAAUAACCUUUCUACCUUGCCAAGUACAUCUGGUUUAUGCUUACGUCUCCUCUAUCCCUAGCGAGCUGGGGCGUAACAUAAUUGGGGGCUCUGAGAUCUUAAUUGGAUCUGGUGGAAGGUUAUUUGUUAAUCAAAGUUUGAGUGGACACACUCGACAAGAUUAACGCUCCUCAUAAAGACUACUUAAUUUGUAUUACCUGCCAUAUUGGAAUCACGGUUGCCAAAUCUUUGUUGAAAAAUUAUCUUUGUAUCUGGAUUAUUGAUAACUCGGUAGAGCAGGGAGAGAUUGUGCUUCCUGAGCAGGCCCAGCGGAUGAAAACUUGGAUCACACUGCCACGCUACAAUCCGUCCCUGCCCAGCAGCAGUGCUCGUUCCAGGGAUGAGGCCCCGAUGAAAGUCCGAGUCGCCCGUCUCCAGCUUGAGAGGGAACAGCAGCAGCACUUUGGAUGUUGGGGGACUGGAGCUGGAAAUGGAGGUUGACAGGGCUGUGAGACUGUGAAAGAUUGAGCUCGAAUACUCCGAGGUGGAGCAGGUUCCACCGUCUGCCUCAGGUAUGCCACAAUCCUCUCCCUCCUCUGAUACAGCUAUUAAUCCGGCCAAAAUGAAGCGGGUAAGCAUGUAGUUUUGGUCCCAACCUUCCGUAAAGUGGAUUCUUAUUUCAGUGUGUUUGAGCGCAUUGCUGCCACGUUACAGUGGCCGUCUGGAGUUUGGAGACUCCUGCUCCAGUGCAAGCUCCAAGCUAAAGCUCAGGAAGCCAUCGCAGCACUACCUCUGGAGGACAGCGUAGAUUACGAGUUGUGGGCAUUUUGAACCAACCAAGUUGGUUCCUGAAGCAUAUCGUCAGAGAUUUGGGGAACAUAAGAGCGAUCAGGGCCAGACGUAUGUUGAGUUCGCUAGAGAGAAGGGCGUACUCUUUGAUAAAUGGACUGCUGCCUGUCACGUGACUGAUGUUAAUUCCCUCAGAGUUGAUGCUUUUGGAGGACUUUAAGAAGUGUCUCCCUGACAGUGUUGUGACGUACUUGAAUGAGCAGAAGGUGCGGACAUUGGCAGUAGCCGCUACUUUAGCCGACGAGUAUGUUCUUAUACAUGAGACUCCUUUCUCUACAGUCGCUGGUAGUAAACCACACAGUAUUUACCGCACUCCAUCCUCACUGCCUUCUAGCUCACCUAAAGCAUCACAAGUGACGAAAGAUGACCGUAAGUGUCACUAUUGUCAUCAGAGCGGACAUGUAAUUGCUAACUGUUACAUGCUAACUGUUGCUAACUGUUACAUGCUAAAACGUAAGAAGCAAUCUCCAAGAGCUUCCAGCCUGAGGGUGUUGGCUUAAUGAAAUCAGAGGCCCACACGUUUAGUGACAAGUGUACAGAUGGAGAUGCUUGUUUUAAGCCCUUUGAUUUUGAGGCUUAUAUUUCACUUACCGGGCUGCCUGCUGACCAGCGCUUGGUAAAAGUGUUGCGAAUACUGCGUGUUCACAGUCAGUGAUUUUAUCGUCAGCCUUUCACUGAUCAGACUGCCUGUGGUUUUGGUUCGGUACCGCGUGGCAUCGAAAUGGGAUAUGUUCCCCGGCCAGUGCACCAGGUACAUAUUCAGUCAGACUGGUUCCUUCCCAGUAGCAGUGUCUCCCGAGCUUCUUCAGUGUUGUCACAUGAAAAUAUACGAUAAAAUAUUUACAAAACUGUGAGGUGUACAAACUUUUGUAAGAUACUGUAUUUUCUUGUUAUUGUGUUGUAGUUAAACAUGUUUUCCUCCAUUGUAGGAUUUUAAUUUAAUCUUCAUGUUAUGUAUUUACUGUUUAUUUUCUAUUGUUAAUACUUUAUUUUGUCAAUACAUAUCAUUGAUAAAUGUCCCUGUUUUUGUUAAGUAUAGUAUUGUACACAUGUUUAGUUUUAUUUCCUGAAAUAUUUGAUAGAUGUGUCCAGUUGUGUUUUUGGGGUUGUGGCUCUGGUGAGUCUUCAUCUCAUAAGGGGUGGAGGUCUCCAGGAGUUCUCAUGUGGACUACUCUCAAAUAGCUUCUCACUUGCAAAGAUCAAUAAAAGUGAGAGACCAAAUCUAUUAGCUGGAUCUUCUGAAGAGUCCACUCCUCCUUGUGGGGCCCUCACCUUCCCCUGUCCUGAAAACAACAUCAAUACUUUUUGGAGUAAAAUCUGGGUCCCAUGAUGUUUCUCUUAAACAGGUCAUUUCUUGUUCCUUUGGUUACUUUACAUUUUCUUCUCCAGAUUUUAAAUGUGUUAACUGUAUAUAGAGUAGUUGUGUAUUUUGAUCGGUUGUUAUUUUCUGAACGUGGUUUUGAAUCUGUUGAGGUUUGUUCAGACUGAAAGCAAAGCCAAUUCUAGUUGAAGCAAAGAGCCGCAGAUUUGUUAAAGACGGCGUCAGCUGAGGUGAAGACGUGUCUGCUCAAGUCUGAAGUUUCAGCUUAAAUGAAAAAUUCAGCUUUGUCUUUGUCAAAUGAACAGAGAGAAAAGAAAAAACAGAAACUGGAAGAAAGAGACUAAAGACGUUUCUGCUGAGUUCUGAGAUCAACUUCUGCAGCUGUACGCUUCAAACAAACUAGAUCAUGACGUCUGUUUAUACUUGCUCCAAAUAUCAACACUUGAAGACGGGGCAAAAAUCCAAAGUCCAAAUGUUUCUGAGGCCUGAACCAGGUCCACUGGAGGCCUCUGGGUUUAACUGCUGUGGUCCAGUGUGUAGUGAGGAGGAAGAGGUGCUGAAUAAACAGGGACUACAAAACCACUACAGACCACAUUUGUGUUCAGUCUGAACAAACCUUUGUUCUUGUGAAAGUCUGACUGAAUCAAAUAUUAUCGUAUCUUUAUUAUCUGACUCCAUUUUAACAGCAGUUUGCUUUCGGUUCUGUCAGUAAAUGUGUUGCUUUCUGUUUAACUUGCAUCCUGCCAGGGUUGGUGCUGUAAUAAUCUGAGCAGGAGACUCGAGUCCUUUUCAAUGUUUUCAUUAAAUUAGUCGACUCAAAGAGAA